Blepharisma stoltei is the source of this 312-nucleotide messenger RNA. The record is from the annotation of a GenBank genome assembly. Lineage: Eukaryota; Ciliophora; Heterotrichea; Heterotrichida; Blepharismidae.
AUGAAAGAAAUCUUAUCUGCUGUUAAUCAUUGCCAUUCAGUUGGUAUGGUCCAAUGAGAUUUAAGACCUGAAAAUAUUUUAUUUGAAAAAGAUAGUCCAGACGCAAGGCUAAAAAUGUUCGGACUUAAACAGUCACAAUUAAAAGGGCCAAAUGAAAAGCUAACAAAAUUUACUGGGAAUUCUUAUUUCACAGUUCCGGAAGUGAUUUCUGGUAGCUAUGACAAUAAAUGUGAUAUCUGAAGCUUAGGCAUCCUUUUAUAUGUAAUGCUCUGUUGCUGAGUACCGUACAAAGCUAAAUCAGAGCAAUCCUAA